Nerophis lumbriciformis (worm pipefish) is the source of this 2487-nucleotide messenger RNA. RefSeq names its product zinc finger, MYND-type containing 19 (gene zmynd19). NCBI's taxonomy places the organism in Eukaryota, Metazoa, Chordata, Actinopteri, Syngnathiformes, Syngnathidae. The record is from RefSeq and is a predicted model, not a curated record. Gene Ontology annotation, cellular component: cytoplasm; membrane; synapse.
CGCGCCCUCCUUUUCUGCGCCAACAGCGGUGUGUCAAACCCAGCGAGGCCGGGCUGCCUGCCGCCGGAGAGACCCGGAGACCCGAACGGUAUCGCAGCGGGGUUUAGGGGGCUUCCUCCCCCGCUUUAAAAUUAACCCCCCGCCCCUGAAAGGUGUUCUAGUCGGCUCACUGCUCUCCUGAUGUCGGACUUUAAGCUCGGGAUUGUUCGGCUCGGCCGUGUGGCCGGGAAGACAAAGUACACGCUGAUCGAUGAGCAGGACAUCCCACUGGUGGAGAACUAUGCCUUUGAGGCACGCAUGGAAGUCGACGCUGAUGGCAACGGUGCCAAGAUCUUUGCCUACGCUUUUGAUAUUGGCAAAGGACGCUGGGCGGGGAGACCGCUGCAUGAGCUGCUCUGGGAGAAACACAGAGGAGGGAUCGCCCCAAGUUUUCAAGUGAUCCACAUCAACUCUGUGACGGUUGACAACCGGCUAGACAACCUACGACUGGUGCCUCUCGGUUGGAGCCCCAAGCCGGAGGAGAUUUCCAGCAAACAAAGGGAGCAGUCACUGUACUGGCUGGCCAUCCAGCAGGUUCCAGCCGACCCGGUGGAGGAGCAGUACCUGGAGCUGAGCCGCACACGCUACUACAACGCCAACGGCGAGCUGGUGGAGGAAGAGGAGUGCUCGUGCACGUACUACGAGUGUCACUACCCGCCGUGUUCGCUCAUCGAGAGGCGGCUUCGUGAGUUCAAUAUCUGCGGACGCUGCCAAGUGGCCCGCUACUGCGGCUCCCAGUGCCAGCAGAGGGACUGGCCCGCCCACAAGAAGCAGUGUCGAGAGCGCAAGCGGGCGCUGGCGUUGGAGUCGGAGCCCGAACGGUGAUCUUAUCGUUGCCUCGGAAGGGAAGGGACGGUGGCGGGGUGGGACCCGGUGGGUGGCAAAGGGGUCUUGAUAAGCGGGUUGUGCGUAAGAGACAACCACAAGCGACAUUGCGCUUGCCUGACGAAUGGGAUGCAGAAUGAAACGGAGGGUGCACUAAGAUGGACACCUGCCACUCCCUAGAACAGUCAAUUCUUCAUGGCUUGCUUCAAACGUGGACGACAGGAACGUUUAGUUUUUUUUUCUCGGGGAGGCGUUCUCGAGCUCAACCUGCUGCUGCUAAUCGUUCCGAGCGGUAUCGACUUGUCUUGCCGACCAACCGGAACAUAGCUUCUUUUGGACCGCACGGACAUCCUCACCCGGGUUCUGUUGAGGAGGCUUCCUCUGCUAAACGGGUCGAACCCCUAGGGGGCGCUGCAACGGGACCAUGUCACUGUAUUUCCAGUGGGGCACGCGGCCGCCCUCCUCACACAACCUUUUUUGUCUGCUGUUGCCGCCACCACCCCAUCAGAAUGGAUGACACUAACAGUAUUGUGUGCGUGUGCGUGUGUGUGUGUGCGCGCUCAUGAGUGAACACGUCUUCUUAAAGGGGCCAUAUUGCCGUUAAAAUGUUGUUUAAUUUGUCACUGUUUCAUUGUAAAGUAGCUGCUGAAUCGUGGCAUUUUUUUCCUUUGAUAUCUUUAUUAUGAUGGUACAAAGUUUCCAAACAAAAACUACCUACUUAAAUUCUCCACUCGCUGGCAAUAUUUGGUACUCCUUUUGUUUUCUACUUCACGACACAACUUAACAGUAAUCACAGGUGUAAGCAAUUCAUUUUCAAUAACUUGUGUGUGCACAUGUGGAGUUCAUUGUGAGCGUGUGUGUGUGUGCGUGUGUGUGUGGAGCACGGGGGUAUUUCUCUGAAGAAAUUCUAUCAGUGGAGCUAUAUUUAUUUAAAAUAUUGAUUGUGAGAACCUAUUUAGCCCAGAUGAUAUUUGAAGGCAAACUGAAGUGGACAAUAUGGGACCUUUUUCUGCAUUUUUUUUUUUAUGACUUAUUUGGGGUAAAGGGUUUACUACUUGAUUAUGUGUUAUUUAGUCACGCCCUUCAAAGUUUUUUUGUUUUUUUUUUGCACGCUGUCACGGAAAUCUUCCAUGCGUCUCGAACUUUAAAACUUGAAUCCUCCCACCCCUACCCCGGACUCUUUUUGUUGUAUUUUAUUUCAGAGACUAUUUUUAAUUAUGAACUGUGUCAAAUUUGCCUUCCACCUUCUGCUCACAAUGCUUAAAUGUGUCCUCGCUGAGGAGUCCAGACACUUUUGGAGCAUGUAUGUCCCCACAUUUACAUGCGACUCGUUGAUUGUGUAAUGUAUGUUUGUGUGCGUGUGAGAGGACAGGUUUUCACCACUGCACUAAAAAGUUAGCUCCCAUGUUAGCGCAUUUGUCGUAGAUGGGGUGUGAGUUGGACAUUGUCUGAUUUUUUUUAUUUUUUAUUUUAUUUUGGUUGGUUUUGUAAGAGUAGGAACAUAAAUCACUUAGAAAUAAAGAGCUACAAUAUGUGAAUAGAGUUGAGGAGGGGAUAACACAAUUGCUUUUCCAAUGUAAAAUGAUUAUAAAUAAAAAUGAACCACAAUAUGUCUUUAUUUUU